Molecule: messenger RNA, 3513 nt
Organism: Acanthaster planci (crown-of-thorns starfish)
Lineage: Eukaryota; Metazoa; Echinodermata; Asteroidea; Valvatida; Acanthasteridae
Biological process (GO): protein phosphorylation
Molecular function (GO): ATP binding; protein kinase activity
Source: RefSeq, a predicted model, not a curated record
AAUGGUAGUCACUUGAGUCAUGCGACUCCGUCACAAUUCGCGCUUUUUGGCGGGAAAAUCGGCGCCUUAAUCAGUUUUGUUUUGUUAGGGUAAAUCUUCUACCUGGUUUCUGAAGUCAACCACAAAUAAACGCACGGAAAAGGCGAUUGUGGAAAGACAGAAGAACACCCAGAAGUUGAAUUAGGACGACAAUGACGACAAGGUAGGCCGCUAGUAUCAGGCAGCCAUCUUGGUCAUAUUGGUAGGGUGUUGAUCAGCCAAUUUGGCAUUAGGCUGUACAGAGUCAUUUAUGCUGUCCGUAACACGGUUUUCCGCAGAAACGUUACAGGCAGUCUUCUCUUUUGUUGACUCGACGUUUUCGACCUUGCUACAAUGCAAGUAUACGUGUUAUUUGAAACAGUUCAGUAUCAAGGCUACGCCCUUCGGCUGCUGUAACCUAGCAGAUCCAACUUCGUCGUUGCAAAGUCUCGAAGCCAGGCAAAAAGGUGGACAAAUCUGAUGAUUGUAGAAGAAAUCCUGGCCACACUGGAUAUAUCAUAGAAUGAGUACUUCUGUGAGAUACAAGGAGCCCAGUCAGCCUGCAGACACUGGCACGGACAGCAAUGGAGCUAGUUGCUUGGUGACUGCGUCCAGUGAAAAGCAAUUUAGGGAGCUGUUGAAGCGUGUGCUACUUGUGAUGGAUGGAGCAUUGUCUGACCUAUUGCCGGCAUGUCGUCUUUGGGAUCACAAUUUGGAAGUUUUCAGUGCAAAAGAUAAUGAAAGUGGAAGUCAUGGUAGCGGCAAGGAGUUCAGUUCAGCCAACAAAGGCAGCAGGGGACAGGACUGCCAGACUCCGAGAUCAGGUCAGACCAGUCCUCCAACGCAAGUGCCUAAAUCCUCCGGUGGAGGCGGUGACGAUGGAGAUGGAAGUCGGCGCCCUCCGUCUGGUGCGGACAAGAAGAAGCUGGACUGUGAUAGGCCUUCUGAAAAUAAGACGAAAAAGAAGACUGCAGAAGAGGGAGAAAGUGACUCUGCAGAAGCCGAGCUUGGGUCAGGGGAUGAAGCAGCUGGCCAACCGACUGAAAACGGCAUGCAGGCUCCAAACAUGGUCGGAGCAGCGCUUGAAGAAGAAUUUGAGCCCUCUCCAGAAUUGGACCAGGGUCGAAAUUUUCAGGGGGCACGGAACCCCCCAUUUCAGAGCUUCCUGGAAGAUCAGAACCCCCCUUUGCCAUUGGAGUCAUGGUUGCCCGAAGGUGGAGUGGUCAGACCUGACCGGUCAGCAGCUGUAGGUGUGAUGCAGGGAGAUUGUGGGCAGCUGAAUGAAGCUGCCAGGCGGAUUGAUCACGAGAGAGACCUAGAUCCUGCAAUUCUGGCAGAGGUGCAGGACGGAGUGUUGAUGGAUGAGGGCUUGAUUGCCGAGAAUGGGCAUUACAUAGAGAAUGACCAGUUCCUGAAGUUGGAACAGAUUGGCAAAGGAGCAUUUUCAAAAGUCUUCCUCAUUGAAGACAAUCAGUCAAAGAAACAUUACGCUGUGAAGUGUGUUCCCUUGGAGCGUUUUUUCCUAUACGAGGUUCUGCUGUGGUCUGAUUUGGAGCACAACAACAUUGGGCACCUUCGUGGCGUGGUUCGGACAGGCAGUGAGGUCCUGUUAAUCUCCAAAUACAUCCCUGGCCAGACUCUGGAGCAAAUGGUAACUCAUAGGGUCCUAAGCCAGGGAGAGGCCUUGAAGAUGGUGCGGCCCCUGAGCUGUGGUGUCUGUUACCUGCAUGCCAAAGACGUCGUCCACAACGAUAUCAAGUUGGACAAUAUCAUUGGGGAGCCCUGCAGAAAUAGCCUGGUAAACCCAGUUCUUGUUGAUUUUGGAUGUGCCAUGAGGAGAGUGCAUGUGGACAUGGAGGGAGUGAAUCAACUUACUCCGGAUGUGGACGGCGUUAUGCAUGCAUUGAUUUCUAUCCUGCAGGGGCCUAAGCGUACACCCAGGGCGAGGAUACCACCAAGCACUGACGAACGACUAAAACAAUUCAUCAAGGGUGUUUUGGAGGAUCCUGAGAGGUCGGCAGCUAAGACCUUGGAGAACUGGCCUCAUCACCUUGAGGAGGAGCUAGACAGUGUCCCAGCCGUCAUGGACGACGAGGGUCUGGAUGAGGCCUCUAUUGGAGUGCAGACACUGCCAGAUGAGAACCCCAGGCCCUGCGAACCACCCAGGGCAGAGUGGGAUAUAUGUGGGUUUUUCGAUUGAGGGUGUAACUGGUCGGUGAAGGCUGACCAUUAUGUUUUAAGCCCCUAUCCCGUCCUUUCUUGGUCUCAGAUGAGCUAUUUUCACUUAAAGCUCACUUUCCAGAAAAAGCAAACCAAUUGUGAUAUUUGUUAUCACGAAAAUGUGUUUUGAAAGAACAAGAAGGUUGAUACCGUCGCUGUGGCUUCCACUCUACUUAGGAAGGCCUUUUUUAUCCUCCAUCCACCGAGCAUAACAUCACAAGACCCCACAAGACCCCAUCAGACCCCACAAGACCCCAUCAGACCAACCCGACGCCUGAAGUCUUAAUUCAAGUCACCGAUCUGUUUGAAUGAACUCUAUCAAAAAAGCAUUCCUUUUUCGUUGUUCUCCCUGUUACUUGUGACUGGUCUUGUGAAUGGCCUUGCAAUGGUUUUGAUAAUACAAGACCACUGUCUAUUGUUCGCAUUUCAUUCAUAGGCUAUACCGUCUGCAUAUGGGGGGAAUGUCGCUGUUCCCCGCCCAACAAGAGGCAAAGUUUUCUUGGUGUUUGCAAGACACGGAAAAGUGUCUAUCCUAUUUCCUGUUCUUCACCUCCUUGGGGUAAAACCAUAAAAAAAAUUGUACGAUGACCUUAUCAAACGUUAUGGCUUCAGGGAAAAAUUGCCCCUCCCCUGAAAAUUUGAUUUUGAUCUUUCCGUGAACAGUUUUGCAGUGUUCCAGAUAUUCCUGUGAGAAAUGUACAUUCCAUAUUGGCAGCCAGCGUCUUGAAUUAUUGCUCUUUUCUCUGUCAAACAAAAUGGAGGGGGGGUUAUGGUUAUGGUCCAUCGUUUUUCAAAACAUCUGAGCGACUGUGUUUUGCCAUUGCCUUUGCACGUGAGAUGAUUAACUGUAAUAGGUCUAAGUCUUGGCUUAGGGUGAAGUGGUCAACACUGCCACUUCUUGGGUAGAGAAAGUUCAAGUUUAUUUAGGAAGAUUUAUUAUGGCAAUUGGAUGCCAUGGAUUGUUGUCCUCCGUAGUUUGUAUAUUUUUGCAUGGAUUAAAUAAAUAAUGUAAUUUUAGAACAAAGUCGUACUUUUUAAAGGGAAUUUUAUUACAUUUGUAUUAGAUCUCAAAUCAUCUCUUUAAAAUUUUAUCGCCGUUUUUUAUCUGGACAGUUGAAAUUACGUGUUUUAUUUUUCUGAAGAUGUAAGUUCAAACCUGGAAUUAUACAUCAGUCAAAGAUUCAAAAUCAUUGAAGUUGAAAGCUCUAUUUGGCAUCUUGACACAUGCAUUUAUAUUUAAAUGAUUAGAAAUAAAUGAUCUGAAAAGUGACUACA